This is a messenger RNA of Bombus pyrosoma, 1918 nucleotides long. RefSeq names its product beta-1,4-mannosyl-glycoprotein 4-beta-N-acetylglucosaminyltransferase (gene Mgat3). The transcript has 3 exons. Gene Ontology annotation, molecular function: beta-1,4-mannosylglycoprotein 4-beta-N-acetylglucosaminyltransferase activity. Gene Ontology annotation, biological process: protein N-linked glycosylation; N-acetylglucosamine metabolic process. Lineage: Eukaryota; Metazoa; Arthropoda; Insecta; Hymenoptera; Apidae. The record is from RefSeq and is a predicted model, not a curated record. Bases 452 to 1738 code for a protein of 428 amino acids. Gene Ontology annotation, cellular component: membrane.
GGUUUUCCAACUGGUUACGCUCCUUUCGGCAGGCGGUCCAGGAAUACUUCUCGCAAAUGCUAAUGGAACGGCGGGAUAUCUUUCAAUAACAAAUUCGAUCAGUCGGGGAGGUGAAAAUAUGUGGCAUUAUGAUGCGAACGAUUGUACAAUCAGUAAAAUACAAAAAGUUGGCUAGGAAACGUUGUUCUAUUUGUUGAAAAAGUUGUCAAUGAAUGAUUGAGGCCAUUUAAAAUUAAAUGGCACGCUGGGGAGCGGUGACAUCUCGAUUUAAACGUCACGACGCGAAGGCAUUCACAUCAUCAUUUGCGUCAGACUAUAUUACUUACACGUACAUUGACUGUAUACAUGCUUAUGGAUGGGCCUCUUUAGCAACGAAAAUGUUAUGAUUAAAGUAAAAUUCCUAGAAGGUGUAAAAUGAAAAAUUAACAAAAUUAAAGGAAAGAAUAGUGCCAUGCAGCCCCGCCUAGAUGGGAAACUGGCCUUACUAUAUACAUUAUUAGUUCUCCAAGUACUGAUUGUUAUGAUUUAUGUGGCUACAACUCCACCUUCUGAAUUAACUAUGUCUACAACUCAUACCUCUGUUACAUUUGUAAAAUUCGACGAACAACAGGAACCAAAAAUUCGACUAACUAUUCAUAAAAAGUUUCCUAUCUACCAGACAAUCAAUGAAGAAGUAGUACUAAAUGAGAUCAAGACUUUCACUUUGUUUGAAGUAUACAAUCAUACAAUAUGUUGGAAACAUGGAGUGGAUGAUCAAAAAAUGAGAAGUAGCGAAGACCUUCAGAAAUGUAUUUGUAUUCAUGGGUGGCAUGGCUCUGACUGUGGUCAACCAGAAGUUGUCUGGAGAGCAAUCAUGGCAUCAAAGCAAAAUGUUAAUCUAAAGCAUCGUAAAAUAGCUAGACGUAUUAUUCAUACAUUUUUUCUACAUGAACAUAACUCAGCAAUUGCAGAAGUGAUAGUAGAAGAACUAUACAAUGUAGUGGAUCUUUUUGUAAUCUGUGAUUUCAGUAAUGCAGAGGAUAAUUUUCAUCAUAAGCUAUUUAAAGGUUUAUUACAACAGAAACAAAAGAAAAUUUUAUAUAUAAAUAUAGCAACAAAGAUGCACAAACCAUCGAGAAUAGUAUCUAAAUACAUUUGGGACAAGUUGAAGACUGUAGUACGAAAUUUAAGGGAUGAUGAUAUUUAUAUAACGACUGAACCAGAACAGAUAUUAAACUCCAGGGCAUUAAUGUUCCUCAAAGUAUAUAAUGGAUGGCCACAACCUAUUGGUUUUAGAUUAAGAUGGUCUGUUUAUGGAUUCUUCUGGCAACAUCCACUUAAGACAACGAUAACAGUUGGUGCGUGUACAAUUGGAUUAAUGCGUGAAGCUUAUCAAUCAAAUUCUAUUAUGUUAGAACAACUGGAAGGAGAUUUGAGUGAAAGAGAUAGCCUAGGCCUAGUAAUAGGAGAUUUAAAUCAUUAUGGAGGAUGGUACUGUUACCUAUGUCAGGCACCUGCAAAUAUUAUAACUAAUUUGCAUAAUAAAGUUAAAUCCAAAGAAAUUAAAAUAGAAAAAACUAUCGACGUACCGUUCAUCGAGGACCUAAUAGGAAGUGGAUUAUGGUUAGAUGGAAAAACUAAUCUCUUAAGAGUCUCUAAAUCUCAGGACCUCUAUUUUGCGCCUGAAACAAUACUUAAUAAUACAUGGAAAUAUGACUGGCUAGUAGAAAAUUUCUAUGCUAAAUUAGACUAUUAUUGACAUAUUGGUCACACCUGACUGUGAUAUUAACUCAUACUCAAUACUCAAUGUAAACUAUAUAAUAUUGUACUGAAUUUAUAUACCAAAAUAAUAUGUUGAAUGAAUUGUGAAUGUUAAAUGAUUUAUAUACAUAUAACUUAUAAAGAAAACAGUUGUAAUUACUUUUUCUUAUUUUAUAUA